GCGUGAGAGGUAGAAACUACACACCGGACGCGAUUUUUGAUGCGGACCCUACAACUACGAGGGAGCGACUACCCCAAAAGCCCUUGUUUCUCGCCUCUUCCAUAUUUUUUCCUUUCCGGUUUUGCACUCAAUCCCCUCUCCCUCUCCCUCUCUCUGUCACUCUGAGGAUCGAUUUGGGGGCCAAGUUCAAUGGAUAACAUCAAUGACAAGAAUUAUAAUCACGAGGAAUCAAGCCCAUUCUUGAGUAAGCAAGUCGGAGAAGAAGAAAAAGAUGCACAGAAACCCAGCAAGCCCACCGACACCAAGGCUGACACCGUCACUAUCUCGCCCGGGACCAAAGCUCCGGCUCCGGGACCGGGAAAUAUUGGUGGAUACGGCUGGACAGCAGACGGGUUGCCAUUGGGACACGGGAGUGUGAUGGGCGAGCCGAUGGGCAGGGCCCACUGGGACUCUUCUCUCUUCGCCUGUCUUGGACGCAACGACGAGUUCUGUAGCAGCGAUCUUGAAGUUUGUCUUCUUGGAAGUGUGGCUCCUUGUGUGCUGUAUGGAAGCAAUGCUGAGAGACUUGGAUCCAGUCCUGGCACUUUUGCAGAUCACUGCUUGCGUUAUUCUGGUCUAUAUUUGAUUGGGAAUUCCGUUUUUGGUUGGAAUUUCCUUGCACCAUUGUUUUCACACUCUAGCCGUACUGCCAUUCGUCGGAAGUUCAACCUAGAGGUAAGUUUUUCUCUUUUCUUACCCUCAUUACCUCCUAAAAACAAGGUGACAUGUUCAAUGGCAGUUUUGGUCUGCCAUUGAGUUGGUUGAUUUUAUUUUGUGUUGUUGUGUACGUUUAUGCUUUCUAUGCAUAUGUUUGUUUAUCUAUUAAUUAUAGCACUCCUCAAUUAUACAUUUUGUAUCCUAUUUUGUUCUUAUCAUAAAGUACUUCUUCUAUAAAUGAACCGAGCUCUGUAUAGUCUUUUUUUAUAAGAAAGUUUAUUAAUGCCAAUAGGCAUAGCCAAUUUCACUGGAUGAAUACGAGAGAAAACACCUAGUUGGCGUGCAAAAAACGAUAAACCCAUCUAGGAAAAUGAACCUAACAAAGCCCUAGCCCAAGCCCAAAGCCGCGCCUGCCCCAAACCACCACCAGUGCAGCAAUGCCUAUCCCACCAAACCAGAUUUUGACCAUACACCAAGCCACUGUAAAUUUCCCAACACACUCCUCAAUACUUGUAAACUCCGAACGGGCCUACUAAAAUAUACGAUUGGUUCUAUCAUUUCUCUGGUCCUGCCUUGACUUGAACUACCUCCCUUAUCGUCAUAGUUGAUUGCAAAGAGAUGCAAUCAUGACAGCAAUUAUGGAAUUUUGAAUAUUCUCAUCAUAGAGAUGCAUUUUAAAGUGUUACUAUUAUAUAUAUGUAUUAUAGUUGUAUAUCAAUAAAAAAAAAAAAAUGUUAUAUUUGUGGUUUCAUGAAGUUUUGAUAUAUAUAACUUAUUUUUUCUAAAGAUGAUAUAAAUAUAUUGUUUGAGAGAGAGAGAGAGAGAGCCUUAUGCCAUGGACACCUUAGUUCUGAGAAUGUUAUGGUGUUAAUGAAUUUGUUAGUAUUUCUGUUGUGGUGUUCUUGGCCUUCUGGUCAUGUGGAUUCAUGAGUUACAUAUGUUUCGUAUAUUUGUAUCUAAUUUCCACGCCCUACGUCAGAUAAAUGCUUUCUGUUUUCAUUUUAUGGCAAUUGUGAAUUAUAGAAAUCAUUGCUCCUAUUCAUACUCUUGAAUGUUUUAAGGAUUUAGGACACUACAUGUGUUAAUUGGUAAAAGGAUACGGCAAAGCCAAUAGUAAUUUAAGUUGAGAAAUUUGAUACUUA
Messenger RNA from Carya illinoinensis, 1838 nucleotides. Its product is annotated as cell number regulator 8-like. The record is from RefSeq and is a predicted model, not a curated record. Lineage: Eukaryota; Viridiplantae; Streptophyta; Magnoliopsida; Fagales; Juglandaceae. The transcript is spliced from 2 exons. The coding region runs from base 190 to 795 and encodes 201 amino acids.